Molecule: messenger RNA, 1435 nt
Organism: Loa loa (African eye worm)
Lineage: Eukaryota; Metazoa; Nematoda; Chromadorea; Rhabditida; Onchocercidae
Product: V-type proton ATPase subunit D 1
Exons: 8
Coding region: 7-1053 (348 amino acids)
Biological process (GO): vacuolar transport; vacuolar acidification; proton transmembrane transport
Cellular component (GO): plasma membrane proton-transporting V-type ATPase complex; lysosomal membrane; vacuolar proton-transporting V-type ATPase complex
Molecular function (GO): proton-transporting ATPase activity, rotational mechanism
Source: RefSeq, a predicted model, not a curated record
UUUUAGAUGGGCGAACAUUUCUUUAACAUCAAUCACGGAUAUUUGGAGGGUUUGGUUCGCGGAUUCAAGGGAGGUAUUCUGACACAAACCGAUUACGCUAAUCUUGUCCAAUGUGAAACCCUCGAAGAUCUGAAGCUUCAUAUUCAGUCAACAGAUUAUGGAAGUUUUUUGGCAAACGAACCAGGCUCAAUAACAGUUCAGGUCAUCGAUGAGAGAUUGAAAGAAAAGCUGGUAACAGAGUUCACACAUUUUCGAAACAAUGCCCUGGAGCCUUUAUCCACAUUUUUGGACUAUAUAACAUACUCAUAUAUGAUUGAUAACAUCAUUUUGCUCAUUACGGGGACGUUACAUCAGCGACCCAUCACUGAGCUGAUCUCAAAAUGUCAUCCUCUUGGUUCUUUUGAGCAGAUGGAAGCUAUUCAUAUUGUUUCAACACCAGCUGAGCUUUAUAAUGCCGUGCUCGUGGACACUCCUUUAGCAUCGUACUUUGUUGAUUGUAUCAACGAACAGGACUUAGAUGAAAUGAAUGUGGAAAUAAUUCGUAAUACUUUAUAUCGCUCCUACUUAGAAGACUUCUACAAAUUUUGCAAACGUUUAGGAGGCAAAACAGCAGAAGUUAUGGGUGAAAUUCUCGCGUUUGAAGCAGAUCGCCGUGCCAUUAUAAUAACAAUCAACAGUUUUGAUACCGAAUUGUCAAAGGAUGAUCGAGCCAAGCUUUAUCCGCGAUGUGGAAAACUUUAUCCUGAAGGGUUGGCUGGAUUAUCGAAAGCGGAUGAUUACGAACAAGUUAAGCAGGUCUGUGAAUACUAUUCAGAUUAUCGUGCGCUUUUUGAAGGAUCUGGUUUACAACCUGGCGAAAAGGCGCUUGAAGAUAAGUUCUUAGAGUACGAAGUAAAACUGAACGUCCUAUCAUUUUUGCAUCAGUUCCAUUUCGGUGUGUUCUAUGCAUUCAUUAAGCUUAAAGAGCAAGAAAUGAGAAACAUUAUUUGGAUCGCGGAAUGCAUAUCACAGAGGCACCGAGCUAAAAUCGAUAAUUACAUUCCGAUUUUAUGAAAUUUCAUCGGUUUCCAUAGAAAUGUCGUAGUUUUCCACCAUUCCUUUUUAUUAAUAGUAGAAAGAUCAUCUUAUGUUGCAGAUUAGUUAUGGCCAAUUGUUCAGUCUUCUGUUGUACAUGUUGGCUUAUAGAAAGUUUAUAUGGAUUAAUUCAGUAGUGUAUCUGUCAUGUGGUUUUCCUCUUAAAGAUCGAUAUUUCCACCGCUAUAAAAGACUUGAUCUGAUUUCCUUUUCUCUUAGCUGAUUACGACAUCCUGUGAUUCAUUUAUGUAGCAAGCAUGUGUCCAGCCUUUGUAUAUCCUAGUCAUAUACAGUAUUCUAUAUGCUUAUCAGCAUUUUCAUUUCGUUACAUUUCAGUCCAAUAUAAAUAUCUAGUGUUGUG